AUUUUAAUAAAAAUAUUAAAUUAAAAUUAUGGGAUUUUUAACAGUAUUGAAGAAAAUGAGACAAAAGGAGAAAGAGAUGCGUAUAUUGUUGCUGGGCUUGGACAAUGCCGGUAAGACAACUAUUCUGAAACGUUUCAAUGGAGAACCCAUUGAUACCAUUUCACCCACAUUGGGCUUUAACAUAAAAACUUUGGAGCACAAUGGUUACACAUUGAAUAUGUGGGAUGUUGGUGGUCAAAAGUCUCUGCGUUCAUAUUGGCGUAAUUAUUUCGAGUGUACUGAUGGUUUAGUUUGGGUGGUAGAUAGUGCGGAUAGAAUGCGUUUGGAGACAUGCAAACAAGAAUUGGAAAUUCUGUUGCAAGAAGAAAGACUGGCAGGAGCCACAUUGCUGGUACUGGCCAAUAAACAAGAUUUGCCUGGAGCAUUGACAGCAAAUGAAAUUAAAGAAGCUUUACAAUUGGAUAAUAUUACCACACAUCAUUGGCUGGUGGUUGGUGUCAGUGCUGUGACCGGGGAAAAGCUUCUGAAUGCUGUCGAUUGGUUAAUUGAUGACAUAGCAAAACGAAUUUUUACUUUAGACUGAAGA
This is a messenger RNA of Musca vetustissima, 586 nucleotides long. RefSeq names its product ADP-ribosylation factor-like protein 2 (gene Arl2). Gene Ontology annotation, biological process: protein folding. The transcript is spliced from 3 exons. Gene Ontology annotation, cellular component: microtubule cytoskeleton; cytoplasm. NCBI's taxonomy places the organism in Eukaryota, Metazoa, Arthropoda, Insecta, Diptera, Muscidae. Gene Ontology annotation, molecular function: GTP binding; GTPase activity. The record is from RefSeq and is a predicted model, not a curated record. The coding region runs from base 29 to 583 and encodes 184 amino acids.